AUGGAGCGCAUUGUGGCGUUGGUCGUGGAAGGACGCGAAAUUCCCGUUGCUUUGAAUGCACUUAUUACAGCAUCUCCAUUUCUUGCCAAUGCCUUCCUAACGGACCCAACCUGUGAGCGGUAUGUGUUCUGUUGUACUUCGUAUGCUGUGGUAGACGCACUGUUGCAAAGUUGUAUCGUCGGCGACAACACCCUCUUGGAAAAUAUUUGGAGAGACGAUGGGCCGCAUGGGCUUAGUGGUUUAUUGUCGCUGUUGGAGAUGUGCGUUUGCUUUGAGGUGGAUGCUUUGGUAUUUGAACGGACGAUAGAGGCGCUGACGAGGCACGUUCAUCCUGGAAACGUGGUACACGUCUUGCGAACCUGUCUUGCUUACAUAUUUGACGAUCACACUAAUGGCAAAGCGCAUUUGCGUCUCUUGAAGGAAGUAUGCUGUCGUUCCCUUCCCCCGAUAUUGCGUUCCACAGAGGACGCCGCUGCGUGGGGUGCGCUUAAGUCACAGUACAACGGGCGGUUAGUGGCGUUGGGUAUCAGUCCUUUUACAAGCUCAAUAGAUGUAUCGGGGGGUUCUUUCUCACGGCAGUCGCCACACUUGUUGGAGCCUAUCAUAGAGGAGUUGCUGGAGGCAAAAAUAGACGACUCAAAUUUGCAGCAGCUGUCGUUAGAGUCCUCACGAACAAAAGAAGAAAUGAAAGAACUUUACAUGCCAUGUGAUACGUCAACGUCGGACGUUAUUGAGAAGCAGCGAAGGGACGCUGAGGGGACCAAGAGGGAUGUCCUCGCUGCGAGGAAGAACCUUGACGUGGCGCAACACCGCUAUCACAGUACCUUUGUGGGAAUCAAUGACAGCGAGGAAUUAGCACGGCAGUGUCAUCUUCUUCUGCAAGUAAUGGAUGAAACUGUAUUGCAUGAUGAUGAAGAGCUCUUGUGUAAACUCGCUGGGUUGCACCCGUCUGAGGUAGUGCACCGCUCGCUUAUUCAACUUUAUGAGAGGAAGGAAGAAGAGCGAUUUCGGCUAGAUACGUUGAUCGCGCUGGGCGAGUCCCGGCUGCGGGCAGUCCAACGGAAGAUACGUGCAGUGGACAUUUCUGUGGAGCGAUUGAACGAUAGCCUGAAAAGCUUAACUGUGUAUUAA
Messenger RNA from Trypanosoma rangeli, 1131 nucleotides. RefSeq lists its product as uncharacterized. The coding region runs from base 1 to 1131 and encodes 376 amino acids. The record is from RefSeq and is a predicted model, not a curated record. The transcript has a single exon. Lineage: Eukaryota; Euglenozoa; Kinetoplastea; Trypanosomatida; Trypanosomatidae.